Molecule: messenger RNA, 1590 nt
Organism: Purpureocillium lilacinum
Lineage: Eukaryota; Fungi; Ascomycota; Sordariomycetes; Hypocreales; Ophiocordycipitaceae
Source: RefSeq, a predicted model, not a curated record
AUGGCCGAGGAACAGAAGCCCGUCGUCGACCUCCCCGCGGUCCCCAAGGAGGAGACGACUCCCGCCGUCGUGGAGCCCACCACCGCUGCCGCUGCCGAGACGGCUGCCCCCGCCGCCACCGAGACGACGGUCGAGGCUACGCCCGCCGAGGCCGCCGUGGCCCCCAAGACGGACGACAAGAAGGAUGAGGUCAAGCCCGUCGAGGAGGGCCACCUGGGCCACAAGGCCCAGGGCGCCAGCUUCCCCAAGAACCUGAUCGCCAGCAAGGAGUUCUUCUUCUUCGGCUCCGACGCCGUCGAGCCCAAGUCUCUGGCCCACUACCAGAAGACCGAGAAGUCGACCGAGACGGCUCACCACAACAUUGCCUGGGCUUCCCACACCGGACUGGGCCUUCUCUUCGUCGGCGACAAGAAGGCCCCCCACAGCGUCAUCAACCUGGCCGAUGCCAGCGAGCCCGAGGUCGAUGGCACCAACAAGUUUCACUUCACUUCCAAGGGCAACAAGCACAGCUUCAAGGCCGCCUCUGCCACUGAGCGUGACGGCUGGGUCGCCCAGCUGAAGCUCAAGAUCGCCGAGGCCAAGGAGCUCGCCGCCACUGUCACCGAGUCCGACGCCUUCAAGAAGACCGUCGAGAGCUUCAAGCCCGCUCCCGUCGUUGCCAAGGAGGCUGCCCCCGCUGAGGAGCCCGCCAAGGCUGAGGAGGCCAAGGCCGAGGAGUCUCCCAAGGAGGGCGAGGCUGCCCCCAAGGAGGAGUCCAAGGAGGAGGAGCCCAAGCGCCGCUCCGCUAGCCGCAAGCGCACUUCUUUCUUCGGCUUCGGCAAGAAGGAGGAGAAGAAGGAGGAGACCAAGGCGGAGGACGCCCCCGUCGCCGCUGAGACUGCCCCCGAGGAUGAGGCUCCCAAGGUCGAGGAGACUCCUGCCCCCGCCGCUGAGACUGCGGCCGUCGAGGACAAGCCCGCCGAGGAGGCUGCCCCCGCUGAGAGCCCCAAGGAGAAGCCCGCUCCUUCCAAGCGCAACAGCUUCUUCGGCAAUGUCUUCUCCAAGAAGGAGAAGAAGCCUGCUGAGUCGGCCAAGCCCGCCGAGGAGGCCACCGAGGCCCCCAAGGAGGGUGACGCUCCCGCCACCGAUGCCACCGCCCCCGUCAUCCCUCCCGUUGAGUCGACGACCCCUCUGGCUGUGGACGUCUCGAACCCCGCCACGGUCCCCACCGAGACCGUCGAGGCCCCCGCCACUAACGGUGAGGCCAAGAAGGAGGUCAAGGAGAAGCGCAAGUCGUCUCUGCCCUUCGCCUUCGGCAAGCGCGAGAAGUCGCCCUCUCCCGUCGACGGCGAGGAGAAGACCGGCAAGAGCGCGUUCUCCAAGCUCCGUGCUACUAUCAAGGGCAAGGGCGCCGCCAAGGCCGAGGAGAAGCCCGCCGAGGAAGCCGCCAAGGAUGUCACCACUGAGGAGCCCGCCAAGGAGGCCGCCGCCGACGAGGUUGCCAAGGAGGAGGCCCCCGUCGCCGAGGCCUCCAAGGCUGCCGAGCCCGAGGCUGAGAACAAGCCCGAGAACGUCGCCUCGUCUACUCCUGCUGUCACCGCUGCCGCCUAG